Molecule: messenger RNA, 142 nt
Organism: Entrophospora sp. SA101
Lineage: Eukaryota; Fungi; Glomeromycota; Glomeromycetes; Entrophosporales; Entrophosporaceae
Source: the annotation of a GenBank genome assembly
AUGGAUGAAGACGUGAUUCUUAAAUUGUCUGGUAAACAAGCUGAUAAAAUUAAUGCUCCUUGUAUACAAAUUACUGGCACUAAUGGUGAAGAUCUAAUUGAAGUGUGGCUCAUUCCAAAUUUUUGGCCACAUAGAUGGGAUA